CACGCAUACAUACGUAUUUGCUGCGCGAGCCAAUGUCGCGAUUAGCUAUCAUAAUGUCACGUGUCUCGGUCUCUCGACUUCAUUUUUGUUUUAUCACGUGAAGAGGAUGAAAAAAAAUCAACUUCGCCGCGAACUUUUGCUAAACGAGUAAGCAGGUAUAAUUUUAGGCUAUCAGCUGAGCGCAGCAUAUAGGAUCAUGCGAAGAGAGACGCACAAUAUUGAGUUCUCUAAAGAUAAAUUGAAGAAAUAUUCAAAAAUCAGUGUGCGAGAGCAAUGAAUGCUGCAAUUGCGUUAUGUACCUUCUGUGAAAUACACGGGCCCAAAGUGAUAUUUACUACACAAACAUAUCGCAACUAUGAUAUGCAGAAUACAGAAAAGCUCAAGUUUUAUGGACCUAAGGAAGUAUUGAGGCAAUGCCAUGUAUCCUUGGAAGACGGACAAGAUGAGUGCGAAGGUUGUCAAAGCAUUGGGAAUAUUAAAUAUUUAAGUAAUGAUCACGACACAAGGACAUCUUUCUUAUCCGCUCAGCAAUCAUUAAUGCAAGAUAUUGGAAACUUGUUAAAGCAUGCAUGUAUUAGGAGCCUGAGCUGCGAGGUACAUCCUGGUAAGGAGGGUGUCUGCUACUUCGGAGAUGAGUACAGGGGGCAUGUUUUAAGUCAUACUUUUACAUUGAAAGACGCCCAGGCAAGAGGUUUCAGGAGAUGGUACAGUUUUAUCGUUUUCAUGAGGGACAAGCAAUUUUUAUUGAACAUGUGGCCGUUCUUAAUUGACAAUUUGAAGGAAGUAAUCAGAGAGCUGCAAGAUUUCGCUGAGAAAAGAUAUAACGCAGAAGAGGCGGAAUGUCCGCAAAGGGCGAUGAGGCUGACUACGGCGAAUAACGGGGCGGGUUGCCAUAAUGCUUCAACCAAACAGUCCAGAACGCUCACUGACAUAACAAAUGAGAAACAUGUGUUUGUAAGAAUUCACAUGUGGUUAGUAUGGAUUCUCAGUGCCGGUGCGAGACAUUUCGUAGAGGUUUUCCCGAUGAGUUUGCUAGACGACGAAAUUAAUUACAGUUUCGAUAAUCAAAUUGAAACUGAAGGAGGCUUCACUUUGGUGAACGCGAAACUGCCAAUAAACCUGAACCUGUACUCGGACGAGUCGAAAUUUUCGCCGGAGUUUUCCGAAAUUACGGAGAAAUCUACCGCCCUGAUCUUAAGAGAUCUCAAACGAUUGCUCGGGAAGGAUCAAUUUAGGCAGCUGCUGUAUUCCUGUCUGACUGGUGUUCAAAUUCUAGUGAGAGGCCCGAAGAUCCAACGAUUGGAGUCCUUGUAUGGACUUAGCAGUCUUGUGCCGAGAGCGUGUCGAAGGGUGAAGACGCAAACGUCCGAAUACAUGGAUCCUGACGCUUGUAACUUUAUCGGAGUGGACACUUCGGUAGCGGUGCCCUUGCCCUGCGCAAACGUAUGCAGAUUAGAUAUAAUACUCAACGAGCAUCAGGUUGAGAACACAAAUUCUCAUAUAGUCAAAUGGACGGGUGUGUUGCCGGCGAAACUCCCGACAUUGUUAGUGAAAAUCGAGAAAUCACUCGACAAUGAGAAGCUCGGAAACUCGGUUCUCAGGGCGCAUUUUGCGACUCUUCAAGAGGAAUGGGCCAAUAUUGCGAAAGUUGUUCACGCGAUGCAUGGGCGAGGCCAUCGCGGCGAUCUCUCCGGACUCAUGCUCAGUCUCGGUGCAGGACCUCAGGACAAGAAGCUGUUGGACGCCUGGUCUAUGGGAUUACCAUCUAAUCCAGCAUAGUUUGCAGAGAUUAAUUCGUUCGAUUAUGUAUGCGUGUGUAGUGUAUCCAUUGGGUAACAUAAUAUUUAUUGCAGAUUACAUACGUUCUUAUUCAGGUUCCUUCACCUUUGUCCGAGGAAUAUUCGUGCGUUCAAGGUUGUGUCUCCUUUUUUAUUUAUGACUUAGUUAAUAAAAUAAAGGCAAAAUA
Messenger RNA from Dinoponera quadriceps, 1966 nucleotides. Its product is annotated as folliculin. NCBI's taxonomy places the organism in Eukaryota, Metazoa, Arthropoda, Insecta, Hymenoptera, Formicidae. The coding region runs from base 274 to 1779 and encodes 501 amino acids. The record is from RefSeq and is a predicted model, not a curated record. Gene Ontology annotation, molecular function: GTPase activator activity. Gene Ontology annotation, biological process: positive regulation of transforming growth factor beta receptor signaling pathway; positive regulation of TORC1 signaling; negative regulation of transcription by RNA polymerase II. Gene Ontology annotation, cellular component: cytosol. The transcript is spliced from 8 exons.